Molecule: messenger RNA, 822 nt
Organism: Paramecium tetraurelia
Lineage: Eukaryota; Ciliophora; Oligohymenophorea; Peniculida; Parameciidae
Exons: 4
Source: RefSeq, a predicted model, not a curated record
AUGUUAAAUAGCUCAAUAUAUUCAUCCCCUAAUACUUAAAAACAAAGAAGUUCAUCUAUGAUGAUGUCUUUGAUUUAUGGAACUUCAGUGUCUCCUAAUAAAUCUCGAGUCAUCCAAUUAAGUGAGAAACUAUCUUAAUUAUCAAUUGAUGAGGAUAGAACAUUAAAAAAGGAAACCUAUGAAGAAAAAUUGAAUUCAAUAAAUUAAAAGGUUCAAAAAGCCCAUUAAAACGAUCUCAGUAGACUACAAUCAUUAUAAGAGCAAUUAACUAAAAUGGAAGAAACGUUAAGAAAUGAUUAAAUUAUCAGAAAUACUAAUUCUAAAAACUUUCAUUAAACUGCUCUAAAAGAGCAAGAGAAGAAUGUGCAAUAGAGUAUUUAAAAAGAUAAACUUCAUCGUAAGACAUUUGAAAUGAGAUUAACGAAAUUGUUGGACGAACAAUCUUACAAAAUGAGAUUAGAAUUGGCCAGAUAACAACAGUAUAGGAAAGAGACAGAAGAGCAAUACUAAAUUGAGAUUGAGCAUAAAAUUCAAAAUCUAAGUUAGGAUGUAAGGAAUGAGAAGAGAGAAAGAGAAAUGAUUUAUUAAGAGUUCGUAAGAAGAAUGGGAGAGCAGGUAUUUUCAGUAUCUGAAACUUUGAAUUAAGAAAAGAAGUAACGAUCAGAUUCUUAAAACCAAAUGGAGGUGAUGAUUUAGGAGAUUAAUAAUAUUCUAAACUUAUAAUUGGCUGAGGAACAGUUAUAAAGAGAUGAGACUGAAAGAACAAUGAUCAGAUUAUUAAAUGAGACAUGUAAUCGGGUGGAGAAUUCCCUGAGAAAAUGA